This is a messenger RNA of Impatiens glandulifera, 1571 nucleotides long. RefSeq names its product probable protein phosphatase 2C 42. Bases 303 to 1415 code for a protein of 370 amino acids. The transcript has 4 exons. Gene Ontology annotation, molecular function: cation binding; protein serine/threonine phosphatase activity. NCBI's taxonomy places the organism in Eukaryota, Viridiplantae, Streptophyta, Magnoliopsida, Ericales, Balsaminaceae. Gene Ontology annotation, biological process: protein dephosphorylation. The record is from RefSeq and is a predicted model, not a curated record.
AGGAAGAAGCGAAGAAAAGGGUUCGUCCCCACGUCAUCUAGCUAGGCUAGCUAGCUACUUUCCUCCCAAGCAAGCAAGGUAAUAAGCAAAGCAAAGCAAAGCAAAGCAAAUUAUCUGGAACCCUUUACUACCGAACAGCUAGCCCUCCCUCUCUCUCAAGUCCCAUCUCCAUCUCUUUCAUUCAUUAGCUCACACUCUUCCUCUCUCCUAGGGCUUUUUCUUUCUUUUGGGGGAAGAGGAGGAGGAGGAGGGGGGCUGACUGAGUGAGCUAAAUCGGAUUCUGGGUCCUCGAGAGAUGUGGGAUGCUCGAGCUUUUGAUGAAUCUCCUCUCGCUUUGUUGGAGGCCAAUUGAAGGCAACGCUCUUGUGGGAAACGACUUUUCCAGAGAUGGGUUGCUCUGGUUUCGCGACAUCGGCAAGUAUGCCGCCGCCGCCGAUUUCUCCAUGGCUGUUAUUCAGGCUAAUCUCGUUCUUGAAGAUCAGAGUCAGAUCGAGUCUGGAAAUUUUGGAACUUUCGUCGGAAUCUAUGAUGGCCACGGCGGCCCUGAGGCUUCAAGAUAUGUUUGCGAUCAUCUCUUCCGAAACAUCCAAGAAAUUUCGGCUGGGAAUGGAGGUGUUGUGAACUCGAAUACCAUUGAAAGGGCCUUUCUUGAAACAGAGAGAGGGUUUACUAGUUCAAUGGUGGAUCAAUUAUGGAAUUCCCGGCCCAACAUGGCCACAGUCGGUACUUGCUGCUUAGCCGGCAUCAUUUUCCGGCAGACCCUUUUCGUGGCAAACUUGGGCGAUUCCCGCGUGGUUCUUGGGAGGAAAGUCGGUAAUACAGGAGGUAUGGCUGCCAUUCAGCUAUCAACAGAACAUAAUGUAAACAAUGCUGAAAUCAGACAGGAACUUAAAGAAAUGCACCCAAAUGAUCCUCAAGUAGUUGUCCUCAAACAUGGUGUCUGGAGAGUCAAAGGCAUCAUUCAGGUUUCAAGAUCUAUAGGAGAUGUGUAUAUGAAAGAUGCACAAUACAACAGGGCACCCAUAAAUCAAAAGUUUAGGCUUUCAGAGCCAAUGGACAUGCCUUACUUAACCGCAACUCCAUCUAUUCUGACUCAUCCUUUACAACCCAAUGAUUCUUUUCUCAUAUUUGCCUCCGAUGGGUUGUGGGAACAUUUGAGUAACGAAACAGCUGUUGAUAUCGUCCACUCUCAUCCACGAGCUGGAAGUGCCAAGAGGCUUGUGAAGGCAGCUCUUCAUGAAGCGGCCAAGAAGCGUGAGAUGCGUUAUUCAGACCUAAAGAAGAUUGAGAAGAAAGUGAGACGCCAUUUUCACGACGAUAUUACCGUUAUUGUCUUGUUCUUAAACCACGAUGCUGCCGGCGCCCAGCAGGACCAACCUCCAGUUUCCCUUCGAAGUGCUUUGGAACACUACUGAUAUUCACAAAAGUUUUGCAUUUGGCUUGUAUUGAGAAGAAGAAGAAAUAAGAUGAUGAUGAUGAAGAAGAAGAAGGCUAAUGUGAUUAUUUUUAUUAUUACUGCAUCUGACUUAUUUUUGUCUAAUUUAUGAAUGAGUUACAUUAUUAUUUUGAAA